Seriola dumerili (greater amberjack) is the source of this 3723-nucleotide messenger RNA. RefSeq names its product F-box only protein 30-like (gene fbxo30a). The coding region runs from base 211 to 2427 and encodes 738 amino acids. The record is from RefSeq and is a predicted model, not a curated record. NCBI's taxonomy places the organism in Eukaryota, Metazoa, Chordata, Actinopteri, Carangiformes, Carangidae. Gene Ontology annotation, molecular function: ubiquitin protein ligase activity; zinc ion binding; protein binding. The transcript is spliced from 3 exons.
CAACCAGCUGCAGCCAGUUCAUGUCAUAAGAAGAUUGGGACAUAUUUAAUACUGUGAGAUGAUUGUGUGGCUGUAGUUCCGGUGUUGCUGAUGUCGACGGAGCUGAUAUAAGUAAAGUGAUAUUAAUAAAAUACACCUGGAGAGCCCCGUAACUCGGGGUUGAACACUUCACACCUUUUCCCCAUUUGGACAAGGAGUAAUAAAGUAAAAAUGGAGAAUCUGCACCCCCACUGCCUUAAAUGCAUCAACAGAAGAUGCAUGGUAAGACCAGAAACGGGUGUUUCCUGCGACCUCAUCGGCUGCCCUCUUGUCUGCGGGGCAGUUUUUCACUCAUGCAAACUAGAGGAGCAUCGUCUACUGUGUCCGUAUGAACGGCUGCCAUGCUUAAACAGUGGGUUUGGCUGCCCCUUCACUAUUGCAAGGAUCAAGAUGGCACAACAUCUUGAGACUUGCCCAGCAAGUAUAGUAUGUUGUACUAUGGAGUGGAACCGCUGGCCUGUGAGCUAUGCUGAUCGCAAGUCCUAUGAAAACUUGAGCAAAGACUUUGAUGAGGUGGAGCAGCUAGACAUGGCCUUGGCCCUGCAGGAUCAGAGGAUGUUGUUAGAGUCCCUGAAGGUCACGACCACUGUGUCAAAGAAUGGAGAUAAAGAAGUCGAUGAAAGUGACAAGAUGGCCACAGCAUCAAGUUUACCAGAGACAGUGUUAGGUAAUGGAUCAGUGGAAAUGGAACAAGAGCCCUAUACUGAGUUGUAUAGUACCUCAGUCGAAACAAGCAGAAGUUUUGCUGCAGCCUUGGACAUCCUCACUAAUUCCAAGGAUAUUGAUGUUAUUGUAGGAAAUCUAAAUGGGGAAAAGACUGAUAAGAAUGGAGCACUCCACAAUGGAGAAAAUGGUGAUAGUCAUAAUGUUUAUGUCGCCGAAGGCGGGAAGAAUGUAGAUAUGCAAGAGAGUGACUCUGAUUCAGAGUGUGAACUUGGAGCAGUAGGUGGAGUGGAUUGCGCAGUGGGAACAGAUGGAGAAGAAGAUGGUAUUGGCUGGGCAGAGGAAAAUGAUUUUGUAGAGUUGUUUUUUGAAGAAAAGGAAGAUAUUAUUGAGGAGCCAAUAAAUGAUUCCAACCUUGUCUGGCCAGAGAUGCCUCAGGAUUACAUGCCUGUUGUAGCUCUGGGGCCUCCUGUGCCUCAACAAGCACCACUUUCACCUCCAAUGCCAUUCCUGCUGUCUGAUCAUGUGAGAAACAACUUCUUGCAACACUUACCCUCUGAACUCAGGUAUAGGUGCUUGGAGCGUAAACUACAGAAUGUAGAAGUCCUUAGGGGUAUAAGUAUGUUUACAUUUAAUGGACGCAGGGCUCUGCUGUCAGACCCUUACUUAUUUCGAGCAAAGAUGGAGGACAAGGCAGUAGACACAUCUGACCUGGAGGUAGCUGAAGACCCCAUGGGCCUCCACGGCAUCGAUCUCAUCACUGCAGCUUUGCUCUUCUGCCUUGGCGAUUCUCCAGGAGGCAGAGGAAUCUCAGACAGCAGAUUUGUCGAUGGCUACCACAUUGACUUUGGUACUCAGACUUUCUCCUUCCCUUCAGCCAUUCUUGCAACCAACACCAUGGUGGGGGACAUCGCAUCAGCCUCAGCCUGUGAUCAUGCCAGCCCACAGCUUUCCAACCCCAGCCCCUUCCACACUCUCAGGCUGGACCUGGUGCUUGAAUGUGUGGCCCGAUACCAAACCAAACAGCGCUCCAUGUUCACGUUUGUGUGUGGACAGCUGUUCCGGCGGGACGAGUUCUCGUCUCAUUUCAAAAAUGUUCACGGGGAUAUUCACGCUGGACUCAAUGGCUGGAUGGAGCAACGCUGCCCCUUGGCCUACUAUGGCUGCACCUACUCCCAAAGACGAUUCUGCCCAUCUGUGCAGGGCUUCAGGAUCAUCCAUGACAGGCACCUUGGCUCUUUUGGGGUUCAGCCUGGUCUACCUUUAAAAACUGGGGACAACCUCCCAAGAAACACCCGCCACUUUGGCUCUCAGUGCGAUGGAUUCAGCAGUCUCCCAUUCGAGGUGUUGCAACAUGUAGCAAGCUUCCUGGACAGCUUCAGCUUGUGCCAACUAUCCAGAGUGUCCCGCACCAUGAGGGAUGUAUGUGCCAGUCUGCUACAGAUGCGUGGCAUGGUCGUCCUGCUGUGGGAGAAGAAACGGCGUGCUGAUGGAUCUCCUUCAUGGCAGAUAACAGAUAAGGUGUGGCGAUUCAGCACAGCUUUCGGUACAGUGAAUGAGUGGAAGUUUGCCAACAUCGCCAGCAUGGCCGACCACCUCAAGAAGUGCAAGUUCAAUACGAUAGCUCGUCGGGAGGAGGCCAUCCCUCUGCCGUGCAUGUGUUUCACCAGAGAGCUCACGAAAGAGGGGAGGUGUUUGCGUUCAGUUCUCAAACCAGUAGCAUAAGCGAUGAAGUCACCUUUUGGACAUUUCUGAGACCAUCAGAACUCAAAUACACGUGUAUUUUCCUCCAGUGUUUACAGACAUUAGUCUCCUCCAGCCUAAAAAAAAUAGAAAACUCCUGGUUGGAUGUUAUGAACUGUUGUUCUUUGCUUCACAGUGGAAAAAAAAAAAAACUUCUCUCCCAUAAAUAAGACAAAGCCAGUAGUGGUCUGAUUCAUACUCACAGAUCGGGAUUGUAACGAGCAAAUUUAAUUGCUAGCCUUGUAUCCUGCACUCUGAUGGAUUUAUUAAUACCACUGUACUGAAGUUCUACCAUUAUCUACUCUGACAUUGUGUAAAUAAUCAGAUGUUUUGCUGUAGAAUUUUUUUAUUUUUAUAUCUAAAAGUCAGUACUGUGCUACAUUGGAGGUAAGAGUAGAGCCUUAACUUGUGAUACACUUGAUUUUCUAGUCUUUAGGCUGUUCAGAAAGUCUCAGUGAGAUUUUCUCAACUGCUUCUAGCUGGAACAGUUUACUGGUAUCUUGCACGGUUUUAUAUCUUAUCCUGAUACCUAGAGUGACCACGUGUGUACUGCUUAGAGCUCAUAGAUUUCAUGGCUUUAAUUCUACACUUUAAGACUGACCAAACAUCUGUGGAAGGUCUGCACAAUGUACGCCAUUGUACAGGAUGAUCGAACUGUAUCACUGUGGGUGUUGCUUCUGUUCACCAGCAUAAGCAUGUCACCAUUAUCGUGUUUGGUGUUUUAAUGUAGUGUGUUUUGCAGUUUGGCACAUGGCGCUGAUGUUAUGGCGGUAACAAAGGUGGUCCAUCUUCUUCUCUUCUUCUCUCACUUCUGACUAACGGGCUGGCGUGUUAGUCAGGAUGAGAUACAAGAUAACACUAUUCACCAGCCACAUGGCAGUACAUUUUUAGCUGUGGUUGACUUGUGGUUUGUCUUUUCUACCAGCUACUUUGAUAAGUAACCAGCAAUUGUGAUCUAUAUCUAAAUGUAGCAAGUGAAAUAAUGAAUGUACUCAGUGAAUAUAAGAAUCCAUCAGUGAGUGCCGGUAGUGAGCAGGAAGCUUGGUUUCCUUCCCUCAGUGUCAGACCUCAUCAAACCCUGCAGGCCAGGUGUUUAGAACUAUAGCGGGCACACACUUCCCUCCAGUAACGAGCUUCACUAAUUAUUUUCACAUUCAUUAUUUAUCAUGUUUAUAUGUUUUUGGCACUACAUGUCCACUGUGUUCGAAUGUUUUGGUGUCUCAGGGCUGCAGCAUGAAGCGUUGUCUCGCAGUAGAUGUUUGUUUAUGUGUGUGCGUG